UAUCUUUCUAAUUUUGACCCCCAAAAAAUCUUUUAUUUUAAGUAUUCACUAAACCAUAACCACUUAAUUUUUAUGUUUUUUUGGUAAAACAUUAUUCUAUCCAUAGGCAUGUUAACAAAAAGUGUAAUUGAGGAAAAGGACCAAAGUUUAACGUGUAAGAAAUUUUAACUUUUAAUAUAUGUUUUCAUACAAAAAAAGUUUUGGCUUAUAUGAUCGAUAAAGCUGAGUAAAAAUAUCUACUAAUCAGAGCAUAAUCCAUUUUCCAUCUUUUGAUUUAGUAUUAAAAUCCUAGAUAACCACACUAAAGCAAAAAAUACAAACUUAAUUUUUUUUCUAAAAUUUGUUUUUUCUUUUUGUUUCGUUUCUAUUCAUCUCCUUUCUUUUUCAAUACCUUCGAGCCAAACGAAGUUUCAGACACAACACAACCAAUCUCUCUCUCUCUUUAACGUACGUGUUGUCCCUCUCUCUCUCUAUAACCAGAGAGACAGUGAUGUCACUACUCUAAGCAGAGGAAAUAAUCAACUAACCACACCAUUUACCGUCAUGAACCCAGCAACCGACCCCGCAGCAGCUCUAGCUCCGCCUCCACAACCACCGCAGCCCCACCGUCUCUCAACCUCCUGCGACCGUCACCCGGAGGAGCGUUUCACCGGCUUCUGCCCUUCCUGUCUCUGCGAACGUCUCUCCGUCUUAGACCAAACCAACAACAACGCCGCUUCCUCUUCCUCCUCCUCUCGCAAACCUCCGACCAUCUCCGCCGCCGCUCUCAAAGCCCUCUUCAAACCCUCCAACGGAAACCCCAACGGCCGGGUCAAACCCGGUUUCUUCCCGGAGCUCCGCCGUACCAAAUCCUUCUCCGCGUCGAAGAACAGCGACGGACUCUCACUCUCCGGCGCGUUCGAGCCGCAGCGCAGGUCGUGUGACGUCAGACUCCGAAGCUCUCUCUGGAACUUGUUUUCCCAAGACGAGCAGCGAAACCUCCCCACCACCGUCUCCGCCGCCGGCGAGGUUGACGUCGUCGAGCCUCGGAAGUCUAGCGUCCAGGAGCCUGUUCUAGAGGUCAACAACGAAGAAGAAGAAGAAGCUGAAAGUGAUGAACUCGAAGAGGAGGAGGAAGACUACGUCGAACCUUGCGACUUCGAGAUUCUUAACGACGAGUUUAACGCCGUUAGAAGCGAAGCUAACGGCGUUAUAACAGACGAGAUCGUUGAAGAGAGGGAGGAGAUAGAAGAGGAAGUUGAAGUAGUUGAAGUACCCGAAGAGCUGAAGCCAAUGAAGGACUACAUAGAUCUUGACUCAUCCCAAACCAAGAAGCCAUCGGUACGACGUAGUUUCUGGUCAGCCGCCUCCGUCUUCAGCAAGAAGCUUCAGAAAUGGAGACAGAACCAGAAACUCAAGAAGCGGCGCAACGGCGGCGACCACCGGCCGGGAUCGGCGAGGUUACCGGUGGAGAAACCGAUAGGGAGACAGCUCCGGGAUACUCAGUCGGAGAUCGCCGACUACGGUUACGGCCGGAGGUCGUGCGACACCGAUCCGAGAUUCUCCCUCGACGCCGGAAGAUUCUCUCUCGACGCCGGAAGAUUCUCCGUCGAUAUCGGGAGGAUCUCGGUGGAUGAUCCUCGUUACUCGUUUGAUGAGCCGAGAGCUUCUUGGGACGGGUCUUUGAUCGGAAGGACGGUGUUUCCGCCGGCGGCGAGACCUCCUCCGCCGCCGUCGAUGCUCUCGGUGGUGGAGGAUGCGGCGCCGGUGCACCGUCACGUGACACGGACGGAUAUGCAGAUUCCGGUUGAGGAACCACCUCCACCACCACAGGUUGUUAAUGCUUCCAACAAUGUUUCCGACCCGGUUAUAAUCCCGGGCGGGUCUAUCCAGACCCGAGACUACUACACUGACUCAUCUUCCCGGAGGAGGAAGAGUCUAGACAGGUCUAGCUCUAUGAGGAAAACGGUUGUGGCGGAUGUUGACGAGCCAAAGCGGUCAGUAUCAUCAAUAGAUACUUACUCAGGAUCACUAAGGGAUAACAGUUACAGUGUUGAGACCACGACGGUGGAACCGGCGGUGAUAACCGGUGAGAGGAAAGUGAGUAGUAACGAUAACAAUAAGAAGUCGAGACGGUGGGGGAAGUGGAGCAUAUUGGGGCUUAUUUACAGGAAGAGUGUUAACAAGUAUGAGGAAGAGGAGGAAGAGGAGAGGUAUAGGAGGUUAAACGGUGGAAUGGUGGAGAGAUCGUUGUCGGAAUCAUGGCCGGAGCUGAGGAACGGAGGAGGGCCGAGGAUGGUGAGGAGUAAUAGUAAUGUGAGUUGGCGGAGCUCCGGGGGUGGAAUGGGGAGGAAAGUUAAUGGACUGGAGAGGAAUAAGAGUUCAAGGUAUUCACCUAAGAAUGGGGAGAAUGGGAUGUGGAAAUUUUAUUUGGCACCGAUGAAAGGUAGCCGGAGAAUGAGUGUUGGAGGAGCUGGUGGUGGUGGUGGGUGGGGGAAUAGUCACGGCCAUUCUGUAACGAGGAAUGCUAUGAGGAUGUAUUGAUCAACAUGUUCAUUGGGGUGGUUCGGUUAAGGGGUUUAGAGCUCUAUGAACCGUUUGCUGUUUUGUUGUCAUUUUGUUGGUUUGGUUUAAUUUCGGUGCAAUUGGUUUACUUUUUAAUGUUAAGGGGAGGGGCAUUUUCAAAAGGAAUGACUUGUUGACGUUGUCUAUUAUAACCGGAAUAAACCGCCUUUU
Molecule: messenger RNA, 2715 nt
Organism: Eruca vesicaria subsp. sativa (arugula)
Lineage: Eukaryota; Viridiplantae; Streptophyta; Magnoliopsida; Brassicales; Brassicaceae
Source: the annotation of a GenBank genome assembly